AUGUCCGAGAAAGAGGGUGGGUUCAUUAUUGUUGAUAAUAAUGGUAAUUCAUUGAAUUUGGAACAUGAAAAUUUGGAAAAUGUUUGUACAAACACAGUUAUGUUGCCUGGAGAAGAAAAUAAAAUGAAAUGUUUUGAGGAACUUAAUAAGAAUAAGAAAAAGAGGAAACUUUGGAAAACAAAUAAUGGUGAAAGCAAUUCAAUUUACAAUGAAGUUCCUAAAGAACAAUUUAGUGCGUAUACUAAAGUAUCUACUCGUAGAGUUCCUAAUAUCUUAAAAAAUAAUAUGAAACUACACACAGCUACUAAAACAGCUCCAAAUGAAACGAACUCAGGCUUUAAUCAUAUAAACUCUCCUUCUAAAAGAAAUUGUAUUAAAAGAGAGGGCGAAAGAUCAUCUCACAGACGAAAACAAGAACACAGUUUUAUGGAUGUAUGGCAGGAAAAAGAAAAAUCAUUGUUUCCAAAAUCACAUGAUAUAUCUACAGAAUUCAUCCCUGAGUUCGAUGUUUCCUCUUUGCAAGAGACUGAACCGAAAAAUUUACAAGAUUCAAUUGAUUUCUCAAGCAAUGAAAUAUUCAGUAAAUUUAAUUAUGAACUUUGUGGUGUUAACAACAUGAGUGACUUUACAGACUACACAACGGACUUAAAUGAAACCUGUAACUCAUCCAUUACAAUCUAUGAUAGCAGUAUAUAUGAAAAGAAACUUGAUGUAAAUGACAAUGAAAUAGAUAUAUGUAAGACAUUCCAGAGCUCCUUAAUGAAUAUUAAACAUAAUGAGGAAGAUGUAUCAACAGCUCAAUAUUCAACAACCUCAGAGUAUUGGGCCAACUACUUAUCACAACUUAAUGAUGAAAAUCCAAACUGUUCAUCGGAUCUUUGUUGUGGUUAUUGCCUCGAAGACUAUACUUUUCAUAGAGUAGUAAGCAGUGGAGCAAACACCAGUACCACCAUGAAAAAUAAAGUUUUAUCAGAAACUAUUGAUGGGAAUUCAGUUACUAAAAAUAAUGACAUAAAUUAUCAAAAUAACUGUGAUUGUUCGAGUUCAUAUAUUACAAAAGCUGAUGUGUGUUCAACUGCUGCUACUUUAACAGAAGAGUACAGUGCUAAUAGUUCAUAUUUGCUCACAAUUGAUUCCAAAGUUUGUCCACAAAAUGUAUUAGAAAAUACUGAGUCAUCCUUCACAGAAUCAAUCAUUUCUUCUAAUGAAGAAGAUACUAAAAAAGAGAUAUUUAAGGAGCCAAUUGCAGUUAAAGAAAAAGAAUAUAAUACAUCCAAUGAACUCAGUAGUGACCCUUUUUUUGAGUCUCGUGUAGAUUCUGUUUUUCAAAAGUCUGAAGAUAGUAUGGAAUUCCAGUAUCAUACAGAUGCAUUACAAACUCAGAUGUUUGCCGAAGAUAACACAAUUGGUGAAGAAUUCCAGUGUUUGCUAUGUCCUCUAACAUUUUCUUCAACACGUACAAUGGCGAUACACCAGGCUGGAGCACACGGAGGUACGUACAUAAUACUUUGCGAAAGCUGCGGUAGGCUUUUCAAUCGAAAAUAUCAUUUCAAUAGGCAUUUUAUUCAUUGCGGUCGCUUAAAAGAGCCUUACAGAUGUGACAUGUGCAUGAAAAAAUAUAGACACAAAUCAUCCUUAGUUCAUCACUUAAAGCUCACUCACCACGUUCAUUACGCUCGCAAUCAUUCGACAACAUUCACAUGUAGCAUAUGUAAGAAAAUCUAUAGUAAGUUCGGCGCUUUUGAGAAUCAUAUGAAACGACAUAAAAACAAAUGGUAA
Dufourea novaeangliae is the source of this 1779-nucleotide messenger RNA. RefSeq names its product asparagine-rich zinc finger protein AZF1-like. Bases 1 to 1779 code for a protein of 592 amino acids. The record is from RefSeq and is a predicted model, not a curated record. Lineage: Eukaryota; Metazoa; Arthropoda; Insecta; Hymenoptera; Halictidae. The transcript has 5 exons.